This is a messenger RNA of Telopea speciosissima, 656 nucleotides long. Its product is annotated as chaperone protein dnaJ 20, chloroplastic-like. The record is from RefSeq and is a predicted model, not a curated record. The transcript is spliced from 2 exons. Gene Ontology annotation, cellular component: chloroplast. The coding region runs from base 1 to 621 and encodes 206 amino acids. Lineage: Eukaryota; Viridiplantae; Streptophyta; Magnoliopsida; Proteales; Proteaceae.
AUGAGUUCUGGAUUGAUUUCAGGUAGUGAAGUUGGCUUCCAUCCCUACACAAUACCGACCCCUUUGUUCAGAAGAUCAAAUGGGAAAGGUUUUGUUUGUGUUUUCUUCGAUACCCAACAGCCCAAAAUAAGUUUUUCCAUCAAAAAUAGAUCCGGGUCCUUUAGAACGAAGGCCGCCAUUAAUGAUGGGUUCUUCACUACAAGCCUGCAUAUGAAUUUUUAUCAGUUGUUAGGGAUUUCAGAGGAUGGGUCUUUCUCAGAAAUAAAAAAAGCUUAUAAGCAAUUGGCGAGGAAGUAUCAUCCAGAUGUUUCGCCACCUGAGAGGAUGGAGGAGCACACGAAGAAAUUCAUUCAAGUACAUGAGGCGUAUGAGACAUUGUCUGACCCAAACAGGAGAGCUUUGUAUGAUAGGGAUUUGUCAAGUGGUUUGCAUCUGGCUUUCUCAUCUCGCAAAGGCUACGCAUAUGAUGAGGGAUUGGAGGAAAGAAAUUUUUGGAGGAACCAUUGGGAAUCUCAACUUGAAGGGUUGAAGAGGAGAAGCACGAAUAAUGAUUCAAAAGAGAACAUGUCAUGGGGAGCUCGAAUGCGCAGGAGAAGGAAUGAAUCAUCAGCCAACUUAUAAUUUAUUAUUUUUUAUUUAUGCGUAUAUUUUCACUU